Molecule: messenger RNA, 720 nt
Organism: Paraglomus brasilianum
Lineage: Eukaryota; Fungi; Glomeromycota; Glomeromycetes; Paraglomerales; Paraglomeraceae
Source: the annotation of a GenBank genome assembly
AUGUCAGCGGCAUCAACAAAAACCACAGAACAAAAGCCGGCGACCGUUAAUAAUGCCCAGCCAGAAAAUGCCAUACUCGUACAAAACAAUAAUGUGGCAUCAGCAUCAGAAUCAGAAUCAGCCUUCUGGAAGAAUGACUGGAUACGUGCACAGAAUACAUUAUCAUCUAUUCGACGCUCACUAGCGUCGUUCCCAUCUCCUCCUCUCCGUAUACUGCGCGUCAGUCAACUGGAUGCUGAUUUAUUGGAUACAGAGCUGUUUGCAAUGCUUAAGGAACAAUUAUGGCAAGCAUUCUCACUGCUUGAUCCCUAUUAUAAGAGAUAUGAACUGGAACUAAUGGCAAUAAUGCAAUUUAUUCUCUAUCGGUUUUCGAUUUAUGAAACUGGAGCUAGCUUUGGAGCCCAGCUCCAAAACUUGAAAUACCGGAACGAGAAAAUGCACAGUGGAGGACUUCAAUCAACAGCAAAUGAUGCACCACUAUCAAAAAUGCGGCGAGUACUAUUCGGAUUGUUUACAAUCGGUGGACAGUAUGUGUGGGCGAAAGUCAAUAGACUAGUUACGGCUUUUUCCUGGGGUGACUUGGCUGAGAAUGAUCCACGCAAGAUCUUCUGGAAAUCACUACAAAAGUUAGAACAUCUGUAUUAUACAUCGGCCUUGAUUAACUUUCUAGUUUUUUUGUAUGACGGCCGUCAUUUAUCCCAGCUAUCGCACUCUAGUUGA